CAACUGACCAACUUCACGAGUAGGGGGCCAAGCCAGUGUGGUACGCAAUGGUACACCUUAUUAGUGUUACACUGUUUUCAAAAGCCCUUGUUAGCCAAACGAGCAGCGACAUCCCUCGUCCAGUUGCCCCGACGUGCGAUGAGGCUCUAUGGUCUUAUUGCUCGCUUCUGUGUUGUCGCGCUGUUGCCAUGGCCCUGUCAAGCGCGAUAUUCGCAAUCCUUCCAGCGUAGUCUCAAACAGUUAUCCGAUGAACAGCUAGACGCUCUUGUGGGCAUCGUUGAUCCAGUGAAGAACAUUGACCCACGGAAUCCCCAAUCUCAUUUGUCGAAGAUGCUCAUUCCGCGACCUGUGGGUAGUGAUAAUAGCACUCUCGUCCGCAAUUACAUAGUACGGGUUCUAACUUCGUUGGAUUGGUAUGUCGAGGAAGACAGUUUUACGGAUUCAACACCAUACGGUGAACGCACCUUCACUAAUAUCGUUGCUACAAAAGACCCAAAUGCACCUCGAAGAGUAAUUUUGUCUGCUCACUAUGAUAGCAAGUAUUUCCUCAGCUAUCCCAGUAACCAGUUCGUGGGAGCAACAGAUUCUGCGGCGCCCUGCGCCAUGAUGCUGGACGUUGCUGAGGCCCUGAACCCCUUCUUGGAUCGUCGGCGGCAAGAAAUUGAAACAGAAGAUGAAGAAGACAUCGAAGACAUCACCCUUCAACUGGUAUUCUUCGACGGCGAGGAAGCUUUCAAGGCUUGGACCGGGACGGAUUCCAUAUAUGGUGCCAGGCAUUUAUCUCAAAAGUGGUCAAACGCUUAUAUUGCACCAUACACCAAGCGGCGAUUGCUCAGUCAUGCUAGUGUGACGGAGUUGACAACGAUUGAACACCUUAUCCUCCUUGAUCUUCUUGGUGCUCCUAAUCCAUCUGUACGGUCUUACUUUAUUGACACCGCGUGGUUAUUCGACGCGAUGGUUUCUGUUGAAGAGCGUUUACACCAGGCGGGGCUGCUCACGGAAUCAGAAGGAACUGCGAAUUUUCGCAGCUUUUUCUUACCUCGAAGAGGUGCCGAAUUCAACUACGGCUACAUCGAGGAUGACCAUGUACCUUUCCUGCGGAAAGGAGUGAGUGUUCUCCACGUAAUACCUUACCCAUUCCCCACUGUUUGGCACACAUUGCAGGAUGAUGCAUCUGCUCUUGAUGUUCCCACCAUGCGUCGGUGGAAUCUUAUUCUUAGGAUAUUUAUGUGCGAGUACUUGGACCUGGGGCCUGUAAUCGCCCCAAAUUCAAAUCACGACCGCAUACAUCGUUCAACGAGUGAACUUCACGUCUCAGAUGCCCUGACGUUCAGUUCGGUCACUGAGAGCGGGGCACCACAGUCGUAGCAGUACAAAACAAGAUUUUGGGAAUACAGCACGGCUUCAUGCUCCAUCUCCAUCGUACUCAGGCGCCAAUAAGUGCCUUGUAAUGCUUAAUAAAGAUGGAUGCGUCGGUAAUGAGCUAUGGUGAACCGCAAGAUGUAAGCAAGCUCAUAAGCAAUUUAACGGACGAACCCGUUGUUGUUCUCUCUGUUCAUUCGACCUCCGUUCCGCGGUCUUUAAAAGGCGCUUGCGUACCUUUCUCAUCCGUGUGGAUUGACUUCUCACUAUGCUAGGUUAACACGUAGCCAAACAUGCUGUGAAGGAGUUG
Pisolithus orientalis is the source of this 1672-nucleotide messenger RNA. RefSeq lists its product as uncharacterized. The transcript has 6 exons. The coding region runs from base 139 to 1368 and encodes 409 amino acids. NCBI's taxonomy places the organism in Eukaryota, Fungi, Basidiomycota, Agaricomycetes, Boletales, Pisolithaceae. The record is from RefSeq and is a predicted model, not a curated record. Gene Ontology annotation, molecular function: zinc ion binding; glutaminyl-peptide cyclotransferase activity.